UAUUUUUACUUAAUUGUUUCGCUAUAGAUUUCGCCUUUGUGUUUAGUCUGGUUUGUUUAUCUUUUCGAUUGGAUCCGCAUGGGUAUGCUUUUGUUUUCCGCCAUAUUUCAAAACAAUGUAAAAGUUAAAUGGCAACGGAAAAGGUUCGUCCUUAAAUCGUGUUAAAACAUUUGGGUUAUAACCCAUCACACCUUCGUACAAAGAAUCCAGGAGGACAUUAAGCAAACAAAAAGAUGUACUCGAAUGCUACGCCGAGGAUUUGCGUUACGUAACCGUGGAUUGGUUGGUCCGGAAUACUACUAUAACAAGUGAAAGGAAAUUAAACAUUUAAUAAAUUUUUGUCAUCACCCCGUUUCUAGAUUGUCAGAAAUAUUUACUUUUAAAUUGUAAAUUGUUCAGCAAUAUGGGAAUAUUGAAGUAGUCGCAAACUAGUUGCAUGGUAAAUGGAUAUGUCGGUUCUUUAAAGAGAAAUAUGAACUGUCUGUCUCACUUGAACUAUGCAAAUAUAGUCAGAAGCCCUAUCUAGAGAACAAACAGACACACAAAGAAACCGAAUUUACAAAAUUUGUCAGAUAUUGUUUGAUCAAUGACAGCUGUAAAUCCACUGGACAAAUCGAUAAUUAUAAACUUGUUAUCUUUGUUUCGUUAAUUUAAGAUUUUGUAUAAGGGUAAUUUAUCUAAAUACACAUUGUUUAUAAUUUGAAACAAAUCGCCGAGAUGGAAUCUAUUUUGAAAACUAGUUGUUCGGAAAAAGUGAAUUCGAGGGCAAUCAGUCCGCUGAGGAGGUGCGAAAGUUCAUUAGCAAGAAUAUUUCCAAACAUGUCUGAAAUGUUGUCUCGAGAGGACCGAAACCAAAUUUCUCGCUUAAAUAAAGUAAAACGUCAACGAUUACGUCCAAAUCAAACUGUUUCCAUCGAUUCAUCACCGAUGAUGAUGCUUCCGAAGGCAAGAAUCAGGACAGAUUACAAUCAAUUGAACAGACGAAAAAUGAGUGUGAUUUCGGCAGACGAUACAUCGGGUCUCCAUCUUUCUACAAUUUCCGGUUCAGCCAUUGUUUCAAAAUCAUUUUCGAAGUCUUCAUUGCGAAAUCAUCAUCACAGUAGCCGAAGUGAUGUUGAUAGUGGUAUUGGAUCGAUGAGAAGAAGUGUGACGUUCGAUGAAAUCAGCUUUGGACGAUCAUCGUUUAAAUCGAUAGACGAUAUCGACGCAAUAUCGGACUUUGACCAUCAAGAAAGUAAGGAAAGGGACGAUCAUAUAUACGAACCAUUCCCCGAAGGCAGAUACAAUGAAAUGCCACAGUAUGUGGACACAUAUAGUGAUAAUCAGUUUACACCUACUAAGUUCUCAAAGAAGAAAAAACAAAAACGUGUGCUUCCUGUAUCAAAUCCGGACACUGAAGAAAAUCACGAAGCAAAUUGUCCAAUAUGCAGUGGAUUUAAUAAUCAAACGGCGAGAAUGCAGAAAUAUUUCGGUAGUGUUGACGAAUUUUUCAAAUGGUUUUGGUCAAGAUGGGGAAAGGGAUCAGAAGGAAACAACUUUCAAAGAAGAGGUUAUGGCUUGCAAGGAUACAGACCUAGGUUCUGUAAUAUCGUCAAAAGUAUGCAGUUACAUUCAAGAGAGGGUCGGGAUAUGUCUCCGUGUACAGGAGACUCUGGGUUCGAUGAAUUUGAUUAUUUCACAAAAGAUGGAAGGAUGAUAAACCGGUGGAGAAAAGAAAGCACAGCAAGCUAUGACGAUGAAGGCAGUGACGUUUUUGAGCAAGCCUCCAUACCAGAACACCCUGAGGUUAUUAAACAAGAUGAUUUAUCGAAAGGUGCCGGUAGCGGCCUCGAUGGAAAACCCGGAACACCUACCUCAAUCAACGAAGAUUUAGAUCGUAUGGAUUUGACCAAUUUGAAUAAUGAGGAUUAUGAUCCGGAGUCAAUUGAACUGGUACCUCCAGUUGUUAUUGUAGAGAGUAAGUCGGGCAAACCACUGCACCGUCUGUCUAUCGAUAUCAAACUUGCUUCUGGAUUACAAGACGAUGAUGAUGAUUUAUUGAAGAAAAAGAGACAUAUACAUACACUCACCAUACCCAAUGACACUACAUAUAGAAAUACUGACGACGACCACAACAGAGCUACAGAAUCACCCACACAACCCCCUCCCUCUCCGGAUGUUUCGUUCUCAAAAGAACCAGUGAAACCACCUUCUCCUCCUAAAACUAAGAAACCCGUAACUAAGAAAACAUUAGAAAAGAAACCUUUCAACAAAAAGAAAAAAGAAGAUAUGGAAAAACCAGUUGAAGUACCGCCACCACCGAGAGAACCAACGCCGCCACCGCCGCCACCUGUUGAAGAAAAAAAAGAACCAAUUAUAGUUAAUCUGCCAGAACCAUCCUUGCCUGAAUUUAAAGAACCAGCGUCAAAACAAAAGAAAGAGAAAAACAAACCGGAAAAGUUUGCGAUACCAAAAACUGAAAAACCUAAAGUAGAAGAUGAUAGUUUGUUUAAUGACGCAUUGACAGACCAUCUAAAGAAGUUUGAACUUAUGGUAUCAGAUAUGACUAGUCCAGAAGAAUCCCCGAAGAAACAUACAAACAAACCGGUGAAGAUAACAGGGAGAUUAGCCCUGUCCCAACAGUCCAGUAGGUUCACAUUACCCAUGGAUAUGAAAGAGCUGGAAACAAUGACUCCAAAGCAAUAUAUUGUAAAGUAUUGUAAAAUUACAAAAAGACGCCAGCACCUGUAUGAUAAUGUGUAUAGACAAACUGUUGGUGCUGUAACUAAACCAAUGCAUUAUAAGGAAUUGGAAAAAGCCUUGAAGAAUGUGCUAGUUGAUACAUUAAAUCAUGAACAUUAUCAAUAUAUUUGUGAACUCUUAGAAAUAAAGGAAGGUGAAGAUAUAAACUCAGACUUAUUUGCAAAAAUGUCAGCUUUAGCAGAAAGAUUGCUUUAUCCACAAUAUGUAACAAAAGAAACAGAAGACCACAAAGAUUAUCAGAAAGAACUAAUAGAGGUAGCAGAUUUUAGUGCAUUAGAAUGGAAGUUUCAUGGUGUCAAUGUUAGACCUGAUAUUCAAAAACUACUCAAAACAUUGUGCUGAAUUGUUAAAACUUAUUGUAUGUUUAGUCAGAUACUACUCAAAUGGUCGAAUCUGCUGAAAAGGAAUUAGAAGUUGUAUGGGGUCAAUAUUAAAACUCUCUAGACAAUCUAGUGAAUAUGGUCUGGCGUGAUUAUUUAGGAUAAAAGUUUUAAACUAGGAGCAGCAAUUUACAUAUUUAUACUUGUUCAAAUAAACUGAUAUUUGCAAUGUGAUUCCCAGAUUAGACUAUGUUUGUCCAUUCUGUGAUACUGUAUGUCUUCUUUUUUCAAGAUGUUAUGCUUAUAUGAUGUGAUGUUGUUUGGACACAGUCAUGAAACACUUAAAUAAGAAAUGUCCUGACCACUACAGCUUACAUGAUAUUUAUUCCAAAAGUUAUAUUUUUAAGGAUUUUAUUUUCAUUUUUUUAAUAUAAAUGAGACUUGAUAACCAUACUGAUAAAAAUCAAUCUGUUGCCAUAUGAAAUGCACAGCUUUGUUCUUUUAAAUUCUGUCUAUUUCUAAGAUUUUUCGUUUUAUACAAAAGUGGUUGACAGGAUUAAAAAAGUCUAUUGAAACAGCUUUAUCGAAUUGAAAUGCAUUAAAUGAAAACUUUUAAAUAUUACUUAUAUCUAGAAUUAUAUUAGUUCAAUAUGUGAAAAUUGAUUGACUUAUCUGAUGAUAUAUAAAGAAAUGAAUGAAGAUAUACAACGGUAGAUUCCAUGUUGAAUUUAAUGCAGAUGUGCUUAUAAAUUUUUUAUGUUAUUUCAAAUUGUUAUUGUACUUUUGUCUCUAUUAAAAUUGGAUGGAAGCAAAUUCAUUGUUUUCAUCUAUGAAUUUAA
Molecule: messenger RNA, 3901 nt
Organism: Mytilus trossulus (common blue mussel)
Lineage: Eukaryota; Metazoa; Mollusca; Bivalvia; Mytilida; Mytilidae
Exons: 16
Coding region: 718-3084 (788 amino acids)
Source: RefSeq, a predicted model, not a curated record